Messenger RNA from Opisthocomus hoazin, 1850 nucleotides. The record is from RefSeq and is a predicted model, not a curated record. NCBI's taxonomy places the organism in Eukaryota, Metazoa, Chordata, Aves, Opisthocomiformes, Opisthocomidae.
AUGGCUGUGAGUGUCACGCCGAUCCGGGACACAAAAUGGCUAACGCUGGAAGUGUGUAGGGAGUUCCAAAGGGGGACUUGCUCACGACCAGACACGGAAUGUAAAUUUGCACACCCAUCGAAAAGCUGCCAAGUUGAAAACGGACGCGUAAUCGCCUGCUUUGAUUCAUUGAAAGGCCGAUGCUCAAGGGAAAACUGCAAAUACCUUCACCCACCACCACACUUAAAAACGCAGCUGGAGAUCAAUGGACGCAAUAACCUGAUCCAGCAGAAGAACAUGGCCAUGCUGGCCCAGCAGAUGCAGAUUGCCAACGCCAUGAUGCCUGGUGCCCCGCUGCAGCCCGUGCCGAUGUUUUCCGUUGCACCGAGCUUAGCCACCAACGCGUCCGCCACCUUCAACCCCUACCUGGGGCCCGUCUCCCCAGGCCUGGUCCCCGCGGAGAUCCUGCCCACCGCCCCAAUGCUGGUGACAGGGAACCCCGGUGUCCCGGUUCCUGCCGCUGCCGCCGCCGCCAAAAUAAUGCGGGUUUCACUUCAGCUUAUGGUGUGUCGAGAGUACCAGCGUGGCAACUGCAACAGGGGAGAGAACGACUGCCGGUUCGCCCACCCUGCCGACAGCGCCAUGAUCGACACCAAUGACAACACCGUCACCGUCUGCAUGGAUUACAUCAAGGGGAGAUGCUCACGGGAAAAGUGCAAAUAUUUUCACCCUCCCGCGCACCUGCAAGCCAAGAUCAAGGCUNGACCCCACUGGCCAUUGCCAUCAUGUGCUCGCUGCCUGCUAAUUAAGACUCAGUCGGCUGUCAAAUCACUGAAGCGACCCCUCGAGGCAACCUUUGACCUGGGAAUUCCUCAAGCUGUACUUCCCCCAUUACCAAAGAGGCCUGCGCUUGAAAAAACCAAUGGUGCCACCGCGGUCUUUAACACUGGUAUUUUCCAAUACCAGCAAGCUCUCGCCAACAUGCAGCUGCAGCAGCAUACAGCCUUUCUCCCACCAGUUCCCAUGGUGCACGGUGCUGCCCCAGCCACUGUGUCUGCAGCAACAACAUCUGCCACAAGUGUUCCCUUCGCUGCAACAGCCACAGCCAACCAGAUACCCAUAAUAUCUGCCGAACAUCUGACUAGCCACAAGUACGUUACGCAGAUGUAGACAUUUUGUCAUCGAACAAUCGUAACUGAAGAGCAAAGGGCAGCGUGUGUGGGUUGAGAAGAGGACAGCUCAUUAGCCAUAAUGUAUAUACGUCAGGCCGCGCUCGGAAACUCCCUCAGCAGUAAGACAUCCACACAUUGCAUGUUAACGAGACGAAACGAGAACGUGGAAACCCCCCGCACACUGUUGCCUAUCUACUUUGUACAUGGAAUUGAUAUUUGUGCUGAGGUGAUCUUAUUGUCUCAAAGCCACACCGUUGUCUGCCUUUUCUAGCGCAGAGCCUGCGCACGGGUCUGCGCACGCGUCUGUAGGCUCCGUCCUACGUAGCCGUGCGUGUCACCGUGAAGAGACAGACGACGGUGUAACCGUUAAUCUAUUCUGUAUUGGUACGUCUGUAGACCAAGAUAUAAUUUUUUAAAGUAAGUUUAUUUCUUUCAAGGUUUACAAAUAACAAAGGUGCACCUUGUAUUUAAAAUUGCCAUUAUAGACGAGAGCGUGCAUGCACAGUAAUUUUUGUUUAAGAGUAAUAUUUUUAAUGUAAUAGAUUGUAAGAAGUGGCGAGAGAGGUAUCUGACAGAGAUGAAUGUGCCAAGCGAAACCACAACUGUGUACGUUUUAAAGCACACCGAUGGCUUUAAAUCCCCUGUUGUUAAGGAUUCUCAUGAAGUGCCAUAGACUGUACAGCCGAGGAGAGUAUUAUU